AUGGUGUAUUCGGUUACACCGCCGAUUACACUUUCAUCACGUGAUAUCACUGCACUACACGAACACCGCACUAGCACUGCACUAAAAUCCCAUUCCGAACUCCUAGAGAAUGAGGUUAGGAUUACUUUUAGUGUCGAGGUCGUGGUUGUAGUUGACUUGACAUUCCCAGUCCCAGUGGAUUUUUCUGUUCUCGACUUGUUAAAAAGACAAAUUUUCGAAAAAUUAAGAAUGGCACCUUUUAAAAUUGUUAUGGUACGACAUGGUGAAUCUGAAUGGAACGAGAAGAACCUUUUCUGUGGCUGGUACGACGCCAACUUAAGUGAAAAAGGUAAACAAGAGGCUAUCAGUGCUGGUAUAGCUCUCAAAAAUGCUGGAUACAAAUUCGAUGUUGCCUAUACGUCUGUUCUCACAAGAGCCCAAAAUACCCUCCAAGCUAUCCUCGGUGAAAUUGGUCAAACUGACUUACCUGUAGUAAAAACAUGGAGGUUAAACGAAAGACACUAUGGUGGCCUCACCGGCCUUAAUAAGGCUGAAACUGCAGCUAAAUAUGGUGACGAACAAGUUGGCAUUUGGCGUAGAAGUUUUGAUGUUCCUCCACCACCCAUGGAAGCUGACCAUCCUUAUCAUGAUACAAUCACCAAAGAUUCAAGAUAUGCUGAAGGACCAACUCCUGAUCAAUUCCCCAAAUUUGAAAGCUUGAAGUUGACUAUUGAACGUACAUUGCCAUUCUGGAAUGAUACCAUUGUACCACAGAUCAAAGCCGAUAAACAAAUACUUAUUGCUGCUCAUGGAAACAGUUUGAGAGGAAUCGUGAAACAUUUAGACCAAAUGACGGAUGACCAAAUUAUGUUAUUGAAUCUACCCACUGGAAUUCCGUUUGUAUACACUUUGGAUGAAAACCUUAAGCCAAUUAAGAGUUUGGAAUUUUUGGGUGAUCCAGAAACGGUCAAGAAAGCUAUGGAAGCUGUUGCUGCCCAAGGAAAAGCUAAAUAAUCCCACCAUUAACUCUUUUUCCCAGAUACAUUGAAAGAAUGAUGUAGGUUGUUAAUGUAAAGUCUUAUGAAUGUAAUUGAUGUACUUACUGAUGUAAAAUGUAAUUCAUUAAUUACAUAGUAAAUUUGCCAUGGCAAGGUCAAAAAAUUGAUAGGUGGAAAUUUUCACUUCUGCCAAAAAAAUUAUUUUUGGUGGAAAGCUAAGUGUUGUUCAUUUUGGAUAAUAAUGAUUUUCUGCGGAACAUGGCAUUUUUUUUUUCUAGUUAACCAAUUAGCUUAUUCUCUAUCGAUAUGGGUAACUGGUGCAACCAAAAAGAUUCUUCAAAAUAUUAAAUAGCUACUACGUACUACUAAUGCUUUUGUUAAAAUAUUAGAUUUCAACCAAAUUCUCCAGACAUUUUUACGUUGUUAUAGUAAAAAUGUUAUGUUAUGUAAGCUGUGGUUAUGUUAUGUUAUUUAUACUAUAAAUGUUUCUGAUUAAAACCAGUGCUUUGUUUUCAUUCUA
This is a messenger RNA of Ceutorhynchus assimilis (cabbage seed weevil), 1497 nucleotides long. The record is from the annotation of a GenBank genome assembly. Lineage: Eukaryota; Metazoa; Arthropoda; Insecta; Coleoptera; Curculionidae.